AUGCGGCAGUCACUUCUUUGGCUUACCUUUGGGUCCCUCGUCAAUGAGGUGUUGUCCAGACCAACGAACCACACUCCCGAUACUGUCAAGGUACAUUGGGUCGGCGAACGUCCCGAGUAUACCUCGGGGACGACUUUCGGACUCCCAUGGCCGCAGGGGAAAUACAAGUUCAACGACACUCUGUUCAGCAUCGUUGGAAAACCAAGUGAACAGAUCCCACUGCAGUCUUGGGUGACCGGUUACUGGCGCGACGGCUCUAUCAAAUGGACUGGGCAUGCUAUUCCACCGCUUGAUAAUGUCAGCUCAGAGUAUACUAUCAGGGCUUCAUCAUUCGCACAAAGCAAGCAUACAACCAACUCAAGUACUUCGACUGGUGUGAAAGUUGCCGAUACAGCGGACGAAGUCAGUGUUGACACUGGCAGAAUCGCAGUCUCCUUUCCUAAGCAAGGAAACUCGAUAAUAGGCUCUAUUAGGACUUCUAGUGGACAGGUCGUCGGUGAAAAUGGAAAAUUGGUUCUCCACUCCCAAUCGGGAGUUGCGGAGGACGUUGCGGCCCGGACCAACACUUCUAUCGAUUACUUUAACUUCGACAGCAAUAUCCAGCAGGUUUCUGUAAAUAACGACACUUCUGUCCGUGCUGUGGUCACUGUCAAAGGAAAGCACAAGGUCACAAGUGGAGGCGACCACGACGACUGGCUUCAAUUCACCUUGCGCUUUUAUCUAUACACCAACUCGGAUUCCAUCAGGAUCGUCCACAGCAUUGUGUUUGACGGAAAGGCGGACAGUGACUUUGUCAGUGGGUUGGGAAUUCAGUUUGGUGUUCCCUUGGCCGGCGAAGAAUUAUACAAUCGUCAUAUCAGACUACCAGGAGUCAACGGGGGUUUUCUUCAUGAGGCUGUCCAAGGUAUCACGGGUCUGCGGCGCGACCCAGGCGAAGAAUACAUCCCUGCGUGGAACGACUACAAACUGAGCCAAUUAUCCCCCGACGGCUUCACUAUAAAAAAACGAACAAAGCCCGGACAAGGAUGGAUUGAUAUUCCCGGGGGAACGCGCUCUCACGGGCUUACUUAUCUGGGUGGUGCCACCAAAGGUGGAUUAGCAGUUGGUCUGCGUGACUUCUGGAAGAGAUAUCCCACUAGCAUCGACAUCUCAAGCGCCGCAUCCGAUCAAGGAUCUCUCACAAUCUGGUUAUACAGUCCUGAAGCCGUUCCCCUAGAUCUCAGAGCAUACCAUGAUGAGUCGGGAGAAGACACAUACGCCAAGCAGCUGGAAGCACUAGAGAUCACCUAUGAAGACUACGAGCCCGGUUUUAACACGCCAUACGGAAUAGCAAGGACUAGCGAGAUCUUUCUAUAUGCAUUCGAUCAGACUCCCUCCGCUGAUACGCUAGCAAAGUUAAGCAAGCACGCCAAUGAACCACCCGUCCUAGCAGCAGAACCACGGUACAUCCGAGAGACGAAGGCAAUCGGAUCUUACUGGUCCGUCCCUGACGUCUCCGAAAAUAGCAACAACAACAGCAAGUCCGCGGCACUCGAGAGCCAUCUCGACUUCCUGGUAAAAUUCUACCAAGGGCAAGUCGACUAUCGUCGAUGGUACGGCUUCCUGAAUUACGGCGAUUUCAUGCACACCUACGACGAGGAUAGACAUAUUUGGCGAUACGAUAUUGGCGGAUAUGCCUGGGACAACUCGGAGCUGUCUCCCGACCUCUUUCUCUGGCAGUAUUUUCUGCGGAGCGGCCGCGCGGAUGUCUACCGGCUCGCAGAGGCGCUGACACGCCACACCGGUGAAGUAGACGUUUACCAUAUUGGCGACUGGAAGGGCUUAGGAACCCGACACGGAGUGCAGCAUUUUGGCGACAGCGCGAAGCAGGUUCGUAUUGCUCAGCCCCAGUACCGGAAGUACUUCUACUAUUUAUCCGGGGGCGAUGAGCGAGUCGGGGAGCUACUGGAUGAGGCUCUAGAUACGGAUAAAACAUACGGCACCUUGGAUCCACAGAGGAAAGUCCGCGAUGAUGGCUGGAUCCCCGAGCCCAAUAAACCCACUGCCAUAUCUCUCGGUACUGACUGGGCCGGUCUUGCGGCUGGCUGGCUUCUUGAAUGGGAGCGCCGCGGGCCUCGGUGGUUGGAAGCGAAAAGAAAGUUGACCGGUACUGGGGGAGGCAUCGCAAACCUGAAGAAUGGCUUCGUCACAGGGUCAGGCCUAUACGCUAUUACCAAUGGCACGUUGCUUCCCCCGCCAAGUGAUCCGAAUAACACGGGCAUUGUGUCCAUCUCCCAUUUGAAUGCGGUGUUUGGCUUGCCGGAGGUACUUUCAGAGUUGCUCGAGUACUGGGGUGGUGAUGCUCCUCAGGGUCUACGAAGCGCCUGGCUGGAUUAUUGCUAUUAUUACGGUGCAACAGCAGAUGAACAAAAAGCGCGCUAUGGGGAGGCGUUCACUAAGACUACAUUGGUACAAGGCCACUCGCGGUUGACAGCGUAUUACGCGCAGCAAGACAACAACAAUUCAACUGUGGCACAACGCGCAUGGGACGAAUUCUACGGUGAUAUCGAUGGCUCUGACGGUCUGACGGAGGAUGAUCCAUGGGUUGCGGUGAAGGUAAACGGCAGCGCUGUGCUGAUUCCUAUUGAGGAGGCUACAUGGAUAUCCACAAACGCCGUUGCUCAGUAUGGGCUGGCUGCCAUUCAGGACUUGGCUCUUGUAGGAGACGUGAAUAACUAG
Messenger RNA from Aspergillus ruber CBS 135680, 2718 nucleotides. RefSeq names its product polysaccharide lyase family 26 protein. Lineage: Eukaryota; Fungi; Ascomycota; Eurotiomycetes; Eurotiales; Aspergillaceae. The transcript is spliced from 2 exons. The coding region runs from base 1 to 2718 and encodes 905 amino acids. The record is from RefSeq and is a predicted model, not a curated record.